AAAGAAUCCGGUGAACCUGAGAGUUUCUGUGGUGAAAUCAACCUGCUGGAGCUGAGACAUCAAACUGAGUUUCCCAAACUUAGUAUAUUGUGUGCUUCACAUGUUGAACAUUAACGCAACGCCCCGCUCCGGCCCGCUCCGCCCCGGCCCGGUCCGGCCCGCUGCCAGCUGUUUCUGGCUUUGGCAGCAGAGGGAAGAGAGGAGGCCGCCGGUCGGAGUCAUGAAGCGGCAGCUGGAGAUCGCCGCCCUCGGCGUGGCCGCCGCAGGUUGGCUGGCCGCCGUCCUGACUCGCUGCCUGGCGCUGUGGACGGUCAGCGGGACGCUCGACAACCAGACAGCCAGCCUGCCUGCCUACUGGGAUGGGGUGUGGCUACAGUGGGAUCACUGGGAUCUGGCCCACGAUGGCAGCCUGCACUGCUCUUUCUACCAAUCCCUGAUGUCUCUUUCUGGAAGUUUUCGCACGUGGAGGGCUCUCAUCAUGGCCGCCAUUGGAGUCGGGGGCUUCGCCAUGGUGGUCGGAGGAGUGGGGCUGGUUUGGUUCCCACAGAGGGGCCAGAUCAAGGUGUUUUCUGGGAGUUUUUUCAUCGUGGCUGGGAUCCUGUUGCUGGUUCCCACAGCCUGGACGUGCCACCACACCAGCCAGCCACUAGAGGGCGCGGUGCCGCUCAGGAGAGACUGGGGACCUGCUCUGUACCUCGGAUGGAUCUCCUUCGCGUUGAUGCUGGUCGGUGGGGUGUUUCUGACCACCAGAUGCCCCGCCGCUGGGGUGCAGGAGGGGCAGCCUGGCGGCCCCGAGGAGGAGGCCAGCAACCCGCUGAGCACCAUCAACAGAACCGCGUUCACAAACAGCCAAUACAACCGCAGGUCGCCGCCCAUCUGACAGAACUGGACCGGGCAGCAGAACCAAAGAAAAGUGAAAUUAAUGCUCUCAGGAAAGCGUCUGACUGCACUUUUUUAAGAUAUAAAGGGUUAGAAUUAACUUAAAUGAGCAGAACUGCACAGACUUUAUUAACAGGAACUGAUGUUUGCUGUGUUUUGUUCUACUUUAACAAACUGUUUGUCUUUUUAUUAUGUCUAUCCCAGUAAAACAGAACAAGACGGUGACUUGUUCAUACAGCGGCUCUCUGGUAUUGAGAAACGAUUAUUUCCUGGAGGCAUUUCCACUACAAAUGUGCGCAAAACUGUCAAUGUUCCCGUAAUGUAAAAAUCAAACAACAAACAAACAAACACAAAAAAACUCAAUUUCGCAAUUGACUGCGAAGAAGGAAGUGCUGAUCACAGCAGAAAAUCGACGUCAUCGUUUACAUAUGAUGGAGUGUUAGAGCUAUUGUGGCU
This is a messenger RNA of Xiphophorus couchianus (Monterrey platyfish), 1335 nucleotides long. Its product is annotated as claudin-4-like. The transcript is spliced from 2 exons. Gene Ontology annotation, molecular function: structural molecule activity. Gene Ontology annotation, cellular component: bicellular tight junction; membrane. Bases 101 to 880 code for a protein of 259 amino acids. The record is from RefSeq and is a predicted model, not a curated record. Lineage: Eukaryota; Metazoa; Chordata; Actinopteri; Cyprinodontiformes; Poeciliidae.